AACAUUGCGACGAUGUUGAAAAUAAUACUGUGGGUUUUAUCGAGUGUUUUCGUUACGGUGUUUUCACUCGGUGGUUUGAAUGCGGGUGAUGGAAUAUGGUCCCUCAUCGACUUAUCGAAAUGCGCGCAGGAGUUGGACACCGUAGCCAUAAAGGUGGACAUUGAGAGAAGCAGGAUAAACCGGACUCACGACGGCAUCUCUGCCAAGCUCGGUAUAGAGUUGCUCAUUGACGAUUCUUUUGGGAUCCUUAUAGAAGUCUGCAAGUAUAUGGACGGCGGAUGUAAGCAGUACCAGGUCAUAUCAGAUGACAGCAUUAUUAAUUUAAUAGACAAAUACGCGAAACAGAAUGUUAUCAGAGCAUUUGAGUUGGCCAAAAUCGAUCCGCCAGAGUUUCCGGUUCAUGAAGGUAAUUACGAAAUAAUAGACUUUAUAAUGGACUACUGCGAGCUGCCAACAAACUCUGCGUACGGCAAGUUCGAGGCUGAAGUGUUCCUGGUGAACAAGGAAUCAGAAAAGGUGGCGUGCAUAAAAGUGGUCAUCGAAUUCAAUGAAUUGGAAGAUGACGAGGAUUUGUGUGUAUAAGCGUUAUUAAACCAAGUCUGUAAUAUAA
Messenger RNA from Maniola jurtina (meadow brown), 610 nucleotides. RefSeq lists its product as uncharacterized. The transcript is spliced from 4 exons. The record is from RefSeq and is a predicted model, not a curated record. Bases 13 to 582 code for a protein of 189 amino acids. Lineage: Eukaryota; Metazoa; Arthropoda; Insecta; Lepidoptera; Nymphalidae.